Molecule: messenger RNA, 1341 nt
Organism: Suncus etruscus (white-toothed pygmy shrew)
Lineage: Eukaryota; Metazoa; Chordata; Mammalia; Eulipotyphla; Soricidae
Gene: ZNHIT2
Product: zinc finger HIT-type containing 2
Exons: 1
Coding region: 1-1293 (430 amino acids)
Source: RefSeq, a predicted model, not a curated record
AUGGAGCCGGCCGGGCCGUGCGCCUUCUGCCCGGCGGCCGAGGAGCCGCAGCCGGCGCGCUACACCUGCCCGCGCUGUAACGUGCCCUACUGCUCGCUGCGCUGCUACCGGGCGCACGGCAGCUGCGCCGAGGCCUUCUACCGGGACCAGGUGCUGGGCGAGCUCCGCGGCCUCCACGCCUCGCCCAGCCGCCUGGCCUGCGCCCUGCGCCGGCUGCGUGAGCAACGUGAGGCCGAGGACGAGGCCGAGGACGCGGGCCUGGGGCCCAGCCCGGGGCCCGGGGCCUUGUCGGGGCUCUGGGGGCGCCUGGGCCCCGCCGACCGGGCGGCCUUCGAGCGGCUGCUGAGCCGGGGCGAGGCCGGCCGGCUGCUCCCGCCCUGGCGCCCGUGGUGGUGGCGGCGCCGUGGGCCCGAGCGGCGGCUUCUAGAAGAACUGGGUGAUGCCCCAGCAGAGGACCCGGCGCUGGCACCGACCCGGGACCCCCAGGAGCCUGCGGCAGCCGCCCCGGAUACCCCCAUCACCGGGGCCGAGGCGCAGCUUGGAGACAACCCCGUCACUUUGGGGGAUGCACAGCUUGAAGACACCCCCGUCACCUUGGCCGACGCACAGCUCCGAGACGCCCCCUUGGCCCCUGCGCCCCCGCUGCCCACCCACCUGCCCUCGCUGGCCAGCCUGACCCGCGGCCCUGCCUCGCCGCUCGUUCGCUUCCAGCUGCCCAACGUGCUCUUCGCCUAUGCGCACGCCCUGGCCCUGUACCACGGCGGCGACGACCCCGCGCUGCUGCCCGACCUCUGCGCCACGCUCCUCGGCGUGUCCGGGGCCCUGGGCGCCCAGCAAGUCUUCGCCUCCACCGAGGAAGCCCUGCAAGCCGCCGUGCACGUCCUGGAGGCCGGCGAGCACCCUCCGGGACCCCUGGGCACUCGGGGAGCCAUGCGCGAGGCCGCCCGCAUCCUGCUGGGGGAAGGCCAGGCCACCCAGAAGAACUACACGCUGGCGGCGCUGGGCCACCUGGCGCGGACCCUCGGCCAAGCUCGAAAACUGGCUGCUGCUACCGCUGCCGGGGAGGAGCGAGAUCGCCUGUACCGGGCGCGGAAGAAGUGCCAGUUCCUGCUGGCCUGGACUAACGAGAACGAGGCCGCGCUGACGCCCCUGGCACUGCAGUGUGCCCAGGCCCACCGGACCCAGGUGGCUGCUGCCCAGGAAGUGGCAGCGCUCACCGGGGAGCUGGAGCGGCUUUGGGGGGGCCCGAUGCCACCUGCACCCAAGACUCUCAUUGAAGAGCUGCCCGGUUGAUCUAGGAAGCCCCGGGCUUGUCUUUAAUAAAACUGACCGCGUGUGGCC